GCCGGCCCGGAGGGGGUCGCCCAGGAGGAGUCUGCACCUGCAGCAGCCGCUGGAGGAGGAGGAGGAGGAGGAGGAGGAUGGAGUCUUCAGGCGGAGAAAAGCAGUUUUUGGACCUGCCCUGGGAAGACAUCCUCAUACCCCACAUUCUGUCAUAUCUUCCUCUGAAGCAACUCUUGAGCUUGCAGAGAGUCAGCAAAGCGUUUCAGUCUCUCAUUCAACUUUACCUCACAAACAUGCGCUGCUUUGAUUCAACCAAGGUUGGACAGCAUAUUCCAAAAGCUGCGUUUUGUGUCCUGCUUAAAGACAAUGAGGUGCUGCAACAACUUGCCUUGCAGAACUGUUCUGGUUGGCUAACUGACAAGGAGCUGCUUCCUGUUAUUGGCCAAAACCACCACUUGCAACGGAUUGUCUUAAAUGGCUGCACACAGCUGGGUCGGCAUGCUCUGGUGGCCAUUUCUCUGAGCUGCCCCAAUUUACACCAGCUCUCUCUGGCCCAUUGUGAGUGGGUGGACAGUCUCUCUUUGCGGAGCCUGGCUGACCACUGCAAGGAGCUUGAAUUUUUGGAUCUUACAGCCUGCCGACAACUGAAGGAUGAAGCCAUUUGCUAUCUUGCACAGAGGUGCCAUGGACUGAAAUCCCUCUCGUUGGCUGUCAAUGCAAAUGUUGGUGAUGCAGCAGUAGAGGAGGUUGCAAAAGCCUGUCCUGAACUGGAGCACCUGGAUCUUACAGGCUGCCUGCGGGUCAAGAACAACUCCAUUAGGACCUUGGCAGAAUACUGUCCCAAGCUACGGGCUUUGAAGGUGAAGCAUUGUCAUGAUGUGGUGGAAUCCAGCCUAAGCAUUUUGCGCAGUCGUGGUGUGGAACUAGAUGUGGAACCUCCACUGCAGCGUGCCCUAGUUCUCUUGCAGGAUGUUGUGGGCUUUGCCCCAUUUAUUAAUCUUCAGAUAUAAUGGGAGGGCAAUUCAGUGAUUCCUGAGGACUGUUUGUAUCUAGAGCUGUCAGAACUGCUGCUGAAAAACUCAAAAGGUAGCAGGCUUGUUUCAUCACUGCAUUGGGCUACAAAAAUUUCUUGUGUGGGUUGGAAAAACAAACUUAGUUGCAUUAAAAUGGACAGAAUGACUACUGGCCACUUGAAGAUGCAUCCUAGUUAACUGCUAUACAAGAUAUAUGAUUAAGGAUAUUCUAGAGAUGGAUUUGAACUUGCUUCUGUGAAGUUGCAGCAAACCAUGGUUGCAUUGGUGCUGAAGCAGUUUUACCCAAUUUUGUAUUGAUCACAGACAGGUACAAAUCACUUUGGGGAAAACUUCAGAAAUGUAAUUUGAGGCACAGCUCACUAAGCGGUUAACAGGCAACAUUUGUUUGAAUUGUCUGUUUUGAAUUGAGAGCUGAAGUUUGUCCACUGAAUCUUCCUACAAAGUUGAAAAAAAUAUUUUUCUUUACCCCUGCAAUUGCCUUUUUUUGUAUAUAAGGGCUGCAGAGUAGAUGUUUGCACUUACUAGAGUCCUGAAACAUUGCACACUUCAAUGUCAUGCUUUUAAUGGUACAGGAGACAUACUCCUGUGUUGGUGUGUGUGUUUUGUGUCAUAUGUUCCCUUUCUCACUGAAGUAGGUGAGUAUGUAGUCUGGGUGAACUGAUGGAACUAGAUAUAUUCAAAUUUCAGGAAACAGGUUAUUCUAAAUUUCUAAAAGGAAGCACAAUAAUAGGUAUUAGCUUCACUUUCUAAUAGAUGAACAUGAUUACAUUAUGCACACACCUUAAAACUGCAUACUUAUUAUGAAACAGCAUAAACAGCCUCUUGUUAGGAAGUGGACAGAGACUCCCCCAAAGUGGUAGUGGCAGCAUCAUCUACCAUGAUAAGCAGUGUAGGCUCUGCCUCUGUAUUCAAGAGUUGAUGUUUAAAGGAUGGUUCUGCCUUGAAAACUCCAUGUGACAGAUAGGUAAGCAGAAGAUGUCCUAACUCUUGGCCCAUAAUUAGUGGAGGGAAUGAUAAAAUAGAUCCCCUGGAAAGAUGUGUGGAAUGGACUUAACUAGCUGUCAGUGGCACUUAGACUUUGCAUCUAGCUGGAGUUCGAUGUGUUUACACUUCACCUUUUUUCUUGAGAUCCUUGUAUUCUAUUUUGUUCUCACUACCUGAUUAUCAGUAGCAAAUCAGCAUUUUUGGAGCCUAGGCGAGGAGAAAGCUGGGCUUCAUUACAGUUUGGUGGGUUUUAGUUCCCUUAUAGCACUUCAUAGAUUCAGUAGUUAAAAUGUGGUCACUGCAGUAAUUCCCAUGCAUGAUACAAAAAUUAACUAACUAAAUUGGAGUGGAGGAAGUGUGUUGUCCAUAGUCUAUAUACAGCUCCCACCCCCAUCCACCCUUUGUAGCCUUAUUGUUCUCCUUAGCCAAGCUUUUGGUAAUGGGUGCAAAAUUACCCCAAAUAGGUUAAUACUCACUCCUGGGAUAGCCUAGCAGUACAUUACAGAGAGUGAUUUCCCUUAAGUCCUUAGAUUGUGAUUUGAGCAUAACUGUGGUCCACCAGGAAGGCAAAUUUUGUGGGUUUUGCUCACCCUGAAUUAAAAACUCCUGAGAACCCAAAUCAUGCAGUGUGGUCUGGUGUUGCAUCUCUGCACUGGAAGCUAGGAAGACUGAAAUACUUGUCCUCUGCCAGCAUAUAGGUAAUUCUACUGUAGUAGUGAUAAUUCCUGGAAUCAUAGAGUUGGAAGGAGACAGAAGGACCAUUUCGUCCAAUCCCCUGUCAUGCAGGAAUACACAACUGAAGAACUUCUUAUAGUUGGUCAUCCAACCUAUUUCAAGACCUCCAAAGAAGGAGAGUCCACCAUCUUUCAAGACAGUCCAUUCCAUGGUAAAAAAAUCAUUACAGUCAAGAAGUAAAAUAUGUAACUGCUUCUUCAUUACCCAUCCCUCCCUUUGGAAAUGCUGUAGUUUGAAGUAUAGAUUACACAACACCAAAUCUCUAAAGAGGAACCUGGUCUUUACUAUGAACUGAAAAGGCAGUUGCAGAUGGGUUGCUUUUACGGAACACCAGUGAGUCCCUGUAAGCCAUUGCUAGGUAUGGAAAGUUGUAAUAUGGCAUUGACUGAUCUGGUGUGUUGAGAUAUUCUAAGAUUUGCAAAAGUCAAACCCCAGUGUAAUUGGCCAUUUGAAAUUUUACUAGAAGUAAAUUUUGUCUUAUCAUAGAAGGCUUCUAAUUUAUGUCAAUAGUAGCUCAGUGCUAGAAUUGUGAGCUAGUAGUUGAUGUAACUUAUGUAACUGCCCAGUAAAUUUUCUGUAGUAGCAUUUGUCCACUUAGCUGGAAAGAUUUCUGCAGGUUGCAUCCUAGUGUAAAUACCAGAGAAAUGAAAUUUUCAUUCCAACCAGAGUAGACCCAUUUAAAUCAACAAAACAUACAUUAGUGUUGAUAACUCAUUGGAUCUGCUCUAGUUGGGCUGAAAUUGGAUUUAGCCCAGUGACAUGGAGGACUGUGGCUAGAUCCGUUUUACUCUACUUCCACAAUCUUUUUGCCCAAGUUUGAGCUGUUUACCUCCUUACUGGGUGUUGGCUUGUGUGUUUUGAUUGUCUUAAUUAUGUCCCUGAAACACAAGAGGUGCAUCACAAAAGUGCCCUCAGAUACUUAUGUCCAUUUCUUCUAGUUUUAGAAAACAUUCUCCUUUGUCCUAAAUACUUUCUUUAGGCGAUAAACCCAAAUGUCAACAUACAGCAUAUUGUGGGAAGGCACCAGAACUUUAACUUGGAUGCACUUCAUAACCAGUCUAUCUUAGGAAGUGCCUGCAUGCUCAGUGUUAAGAGGUUAAGUCUUGCUUGAAGGUCAUGUGUUGCUUAUUUUAAAAAUCUUCCUUCCAAUAAAAUGUCUCUGGGCAAACAGCAUUAUUGUGGGUGUAGUCCAUGAAAGCCUAGACCAUAAUAAUUCUUUUAAAGUACCGUAUGUUAAUGGGAGUAGUUACUUCUGAAAGACAAGGGGUCCACUUAGUUCAUUUGCACUAUUUGACUUCAGUGUACUGAACACAAUUCCUUUUGUUUAAUACAGUAGACAAUUCCUUUAUCAGGAAGGGAGCAGAAGGAAAAUAAAUUUAAAUGUACUGAUGGUCAAAUGUGAAUGUUUUGAAAAAAUGGAAUCAGUUGUAAAAUUUAAAUUAGCUUUUGAUAAGCCAAAACCUGAAACCGGCAGAUGUACUUCACUUCUUUAAAUCUAUAUCAAGAAAUACCAGAAAUCAAAUAAAUAGAAUUUUGUCCUUCA
This is a messenger RNA of Sceloporus undulatus (fence lizard), 4236 nucleotides long. It is a transcript of the gene FBXL15, whose product is annotated as F-box and leucine rich repeat protein 15. Bases 78 to 950 code for a protein of 290 amino acids. The record is from RefSeq and is a predicted model, not a curated record. The transcript is spliced from 4 exons. Gene Ontology annotation, biological process: SCF-dependent proteasomal ubiquitin-dependent protein catabolic process. Lineage: Eukaryota; Metazoa; Chordata; Lepidosauria; Squamata; Phrynosomatidae. Gene Ontology annotation, cellular component: SCF ubiquitin ligase complex. Gene Ontology annotation, molecular function: protein binding.